AUGAAUCAUGUUCUCCUGGGAUGUGUGUUGAUUAUAGCAGUACUAAUCGCAUCAGUUAGCAGCAGCGUUGCACCAGCUAGUAGCACCAUUGUUUGCAAUGUGGAGAUAACAGAUCUGUUAGAAUGUCUUCCUGCAAUUACAGGUGCACACCCUCCAGCACCCACCCGUCCCUGUUGCAAGGUGAUGCGUAGAGUCAACCUGCCAUGUCUGUGCCGCUACAAGCCACAACUAGCCAAGUUUGGGGCCAACCCUCUAGCUGCCAUGGCAGUACCGAAGAAAUGUGGCAUUAAAAAGACACCAAGAUGCUAA
Messenger RNA from Lactuca virosa, 309 nucleotides. NCBI's taxonomy places the organism in Eukaryota, Viridiplantae, Streptophyta, Magnoliopsida, Asterales, Asteraceae. The record is from the annotation of a GenBank genome assembly.